CCACCCCCAGUCCGUGCGAGGUGGAUUUAGGAAGAAAGGAAUCAAAACCUGGGACGUGGAGAUAACGAGAGACACCAAUAAAGAGAUAUAGCCUACAUUUGGAGAUCCGCGCGCGGCGGUGUCGCGCACGGAUUAUUGUAGGGUGUUUCUUUUUUAUUUUCUUUCACUGAGGAGAUUCUGGCUUGGAGCGUCUGCUCUGAGGGGAAAAGGAAUACAACACACGGGGAAUAAUAUGAGCAUUUUAUACUUGCUCCGUCUGUUAACAAGUGACUGCUCUGCCGCUGAAAUAAGUGGAAUAUAGCGUUGUUUUUCCUACCGUCUGGGAUGCAAAGUAACUGUUUUCUUGAGGGAAUACGACCGCUCACCCACAAAGAAUACGGAUUUUAAAAAAAGCUAUCCCCCCGUAAAACAACCAGGGGGGUAGACUCAGAAACACUUUCCUCACGCAGAUGAAAGUGCCAAGCCGUUCUGCGUGAAGACCCCAACCUUCCCUGCGCAGUCGGGGCCUCGGCUCUCCAGCCAUUUCUAAGAUAAAUCCCACCCCGCCCCUCCCUGCCCCCCUUCCCUAUUGGAGCCAAGAUGGCCAUCGGCGGUGCCCCUCGCAUCUCCUUGCCACUCCUGCUGCCUGUCACCACGCUGCUGCUAUCACUGCUGCUCACCGGCUCCCACGCCUUAUCAUCACCACGGUUCACUAAAGUUCCUGUCGACCAGAUUGGUGUCUCAGGGGGCGUGGUCUCCUUUGUCUGCCAGGCAACAGGCGACCCAAAGCCAAGGGUUAGCUGGAACAAGAAAGGCAAAAAGGUCAACUCCCAGCGUAUAGAGACCAUUGAGUUUGACGAGGGUGCUGGCGCUGUACUCAGAAUCCAGCCUCUUCGAGCACCACGUGAUGAGAACAUCUACGAAUGCGUGGCCGAGAACAGCGAGGGCGAGAUCACUGUCAAUGCCAAACUGUCCAUCAUCCGAGAGGACCUACUCCCACCAGGCUUCCCUAACAUUGACAUGGGCCCUCAACUCAAAGUCGUGGAGCGUACUCGAACAGCUACGAUGCUCUGUGCUGCCAGUGGCAACCCUGACCCAGAAAUCACCUGGUAUAAAGACUUCCUGCCCAUUGACCCCAGUGCAAGUAAUGGGCGAAUCAAACAGCUACGCUCAGAGGGUACCCCGAUUCGAGGUGCCUUGCAGAUCGAGAACAGCGAGGAGACAGACCAGGGGAAGUACGAGUGCGUGGCGUCUAAUGUGGAAGGCGUGCGCUACUCGUCCCCUGCUAACCUUUAUGUGCGAGAGCUUCGAGAAGUCCGUCGGGUGCCUCCUCGCUUCUCCAUUCCACCAAUGAGUCAAGAAAUUAUGCCUGGUGGCAGUGUGAACAUAACGUGUGUGGCAGUGGGGUCCCCCAUGCCUUACGUCAAGUGGAUGCUGAAUUCGGAGGACUUAACACCAGAGGAUGAGAUGCCAGUGGGUAGGAAUGUUCUUGAGCUGAGCAGUGUCCGGGAGUCAGCCAACUACACCUGCGUGGCCAUGAGCAGCCUUGGCAUCAUUGAAUCUGUGGCACAGAUCACUGUCAAAUCUCUCCCCAAGCCUCCAGGUACCCCUAUGGUUACUGAAACCACAGCCACCAGUGUGACCAUAACCUGGGAUUCAGGAAACCCGGACCCGGUGACUUACUAUACCAUCCAGUAUCGAGCCAAGUCCCCAGAUAGCAAGUACGAGACAGUGGAUGACAUCACCACUACACGUUACAGCAUUGGUGGCCUCUACCCCAACACAGAGUAUGAAAUCAGAGUCUCAGCAGUGAACACAAUAGGCCAGGGUCCUCCCAGUGAGCCAGUAGAAACCCGGACUGGUGAACAAGCCCCUGCCAGUCCUCCACGGAACAUCCAGGCCCAGAUUAUAUCCCAAAACACCAUGAUGGUGCGCUGGGAAGAGCCUGAAGAGCCCAAUGGGCAGAUCAAGGGCUACCGUGUUUAUUACACAAUGGACGACUACCAGCCCAUGAGCCUAUGGCAGAUCCAUAAUGUCCAGGACAGCGUAAUCACCACGAUCCAGAGCCUGAUUCCUCAAGAGACCUAUACCAUCAAAGUCCUUGCAUUCACCUCGGUAGGUGAUGGACCCUUCUCAGAGCCCAUCCAUGUCAAAGUGCUGCAAGGAGUUCCUGGUCAGCCAUCCAAGUUUCAGGUUGGUGCUGUGUCUGACACCAGCAUUGAACUGACCUGGGAACCUGCAUAUGAAAAAGAGGGAAUUAUAAAUUAUGAGCUUCGCUACAGGGAGGGAAGUAUUGGCACCCAGAUGAAGAAAACAUUUGGACCCACCUCUUCAUAUGUUGUGGAAGGUCUCCGCCCAAACACAGAGUACCAUUUUUCCCUGGCAGCCAUCUCUAACAAAGGCAUCGGAGCCUUCACCAAUGAAAUAUUACAGAAGACCUUGCAAGCCAAGCCCUCAGCCCCCCCUCAAGACAUUAAGUGCAGCAGCACCAGCUCCACCACCCUGCUGGUAAGUUGGCACCCCCCACCUUUGACGAGUCAGAACGGUGACAUGGCGGGGUAUAGGGUGCGCUACCAUGUGGUGGGCCUCUCAGAAGUGGGCAGUGAUGAUGGAGAGGCAAUGGAGGAACCGACGGUGCCUGCCACUGAAAAGCAGGUGCUGCUGCAGCGAUUGGAGAAGUGGACCCAGUAUCGCAUCACUGUGUCUGCCUUCACUGUGAUUGGACCGGGCCCUGAGAGUGAGCCCCUGAUCUGCCGGACUGACGAAGACGUUCCCGGCGGUCCUCCAAGGCGGGUGGAGGUUGAGGUCCUCAACUCCACAGCACUAAAGGUGAUGUGGCGUUCCUUGACGCCAGGAAAGCAGCACGGUCAGAUCCGUGGCUACCAGGUUCACUAUGUACGUGUGGAAAAUGGCGAGUCACGGGGUCUGCCCUUAAUCAAGGACGUCAUGCUGGCCGACGCCCAGGAAAUGGUCAUUGGAGGACUCAAGCCGGACACUACUUACUCCAUCACAGUGGCAGCAUACACCACCAAGGGAGAUGGAGCCCGGAGCAAACCCAAACUGGUGGUGACCAAAGGAGCAGUGCCUGGUGCGCCCUAUUUGUCAGUGGCUCAGGACUCAGAGACAUCUGCUAUGGUUCGCUGGGACGCACCAGACCUGGUCAAUGGCAUGGACCUGCAAGGUUACAGGCUCCAGUUUGGUCGAAAAGAUGUCUCUCCUUUGGCCACACUGGAAUUUGCUCCCCAAGAACGACAGUAUUCAGUGGGCAGCAUUCACCGGGGUGCCACCUACCUCUUUAAAGUCUCAGCCAAGAGCAGGGGGGGCUUUGGGGACGAGGCUGCAGUGGAACUGAAUGUGCCUGAAAAUACACCGGGGGGAUAUCCUCAAAUUAACGAGGGCUCCAAUGUGACAUGUUGCUCAGUGCAGCUGUCCUGGUCUCCACCAGUGCUGGCGGAGAGGAAUGGGUUAAUCACAGAGUACACUUUGGCCUAUAAAGAAGCUGGUACCGGAGGAGCACCACAGGAGCUCCGUUUACCCCCCAGCCAGUCCAGCUAUGUGCUCAACAGCCUCAAACCGAACUCGGCAUACGAUGUGAAAAUACGUGCACACACCAGUGUAGGUCCAGGGCCCUACAGCCCCCCUAUCCAGUAUCGGACGGUGGCCUUUGAUCCAACAGAUGUUCCAAAGAAUUUCACUGUCAAGUGGGCCACCAAGACCACAGUGGUCCUUGCAUGGAAGUUUUCUGAAAGCAGAUCCCCAUACAAAUGCACAAUUGAGUACAACCGUCAGAAGAUGGACGUGGAUGCCAGGCAGAUGAGGGUGCUCGUUACUGGGCUGAGGCACAACAGUACCUAUGAGUUCAGGGUGACCUGCCAAGAAAGCAUGGACGGUGGACCAAAACACCGUGUGGUGGCCAGGACCGCGCCACUCAUCCUGGUCAAGAAACCUAAGCUGGACAUCUACGCUGAGCCUGACAAUAUGCUCAUGUCCUUCCCACCCAUCGAUAGCAAAGAUGUCAAGAACUUCUAUGUAGUUGUGGUGCCACUUAAGAGGACCUCAGGAACUGUCAAAAACCUGAAGAACCCAGAUGAGAUGGACAUGGAAGAGCUGUUGCGGGAGGUGACACCAAAGCGACGCUCACGCCGUCAGCUGGCUCAGCUGGACCAGAGAAAGCCCUACAUCACAGCCUGCUUCAAACAGCUUCCCUCCAGCUUCACAGUGGGUUCUGACCACCGCCACAGUAGCUGUGAGAACAAGGUUCUUGAACCGGGCCAGGAGUAUGUCUUCUUCCUCCUGGCUGAACUCAAUGCCACCACUGGGAAAAUGUUUGCAACCAGCCCUUAUACUGACACAGUGAUGGCUCAUGAGCUGGUGGUGACACCCCCCGGUCCAGCAGAGAUUGGUGGGGACGGACUCAUAUGGGUGGUGGGCCCAGUCCUGGCUGUGGUCUUCAUCAUCUGCAUCGUCAUCGCCAUUCUCCUGUACAAAAACCGCAAAAGAAAAGAGUCAGAGCCACGCACAAAGUGUCUGCUGAACAAUGCAGACAUUACACCUCACCACCCUACAGACCCUGUGGAGAUGAGACGCAUCAACUUCCAAACUCCAGAUUCUGGUCUAAGCAGCCCUCAGAGCGAAGCAGAUUUUGACUAUGAAAGUAUGAUGAAUCACCCUCCCAUCCCUAUCUCAGAGCUGGCUGAACACACAGAACUUCUCAAGGCCAAUGACAACCUCAAGCUCUCCCAGGAAUAUGAGUCUAUCGAUCCAGGCCAGCAGUUCACCUGGGAACACUCCAACCUGGAGGUGAACAAGCCCAAAAAUCGUUACGCCAACGUCAUUGCCUACGACCACUCCCGCGUCAUCCUGGCUCCCAUCGAGGGAAUCACAGGUAGCGAUUACAUCAACGCCAACUACAUCGAUGGCUACAGGAAGCAGAAUGCUUAUAUUGCCACCCAGGGUCCAUUACCAGAGACAUUCGGCGACUUUUGGAGGAUGGUGUGGGAGCAGAGAGCAGCCACUGUGGUCAUGAUGACCAGACUGGAGGAGAAGUCACGGAUUAAAUGUGACCAGUACUGGCCCAGUCGUGGCACAGAGACCUAUGGUAUGACCCAAGUGACCCUGUUGGACACCAUAGAAUUGGCCACUUUCUGCGUCCGCACCUUCUCCUUGCACAAGAAUGGUUCGAGUGAGAAGCGGGAGGUUCGCCAGUUCCAGUUCACGGCGUGGCCUGACCAUGGCGUACCAGAGUAUCCAACCCCCUUCUUGGCCUUCCUCCGUAGGGUGAAGACUUGUAACCCGCCUGAUGCUGGACCCAUCAUUGCCCACUGCAGUGCGGGUGUUGGCCGGACAGGCUGCUUCAUCGUCAUCGAUGCCAUGCUCGAGCGUAUCAAGCACGAGAAGACGGUCGACAUUUACGGCCACGUGACACUGAUGCGCUCACAGCGAAACUACAUGGUGCAGACAGAGGACCAGUACAGCUUCAUUCAUGAUGCACUGCUGGAGGCGGUAGCCUGUGGCAACACCGAGGUGGCUGCACGUAGCCUCUAUUCCUACAUCCAGAAGCUGGCCCAGGUGGAGAGCGGCGAGCACGUUACUGGCAUGGAGCUAGAGUUCAAGCGUCUGGCCAACUCCAAAGCCCACACGUCACGCUUCAUCAGUGCCAACCUUCCCUGCAACAAGUUCAAGAAUCGGCUGGUCAACAUCAUGCCCUACGAGACCACACGUGUCUGUUUGCAGCCAAUCAGAGGCCUGGAAGGAUCAGACUACAUCAAUUCAAGCUUCAUUGAUGGAUAUAGGCAACAGAAAGCCUACAUUGCCACACAGGGCCCUCUGGCAGAGACUACAGAAGACUUCUGGAGAAUGCUCUGGGAGAACAACUCCACUAUUGUAGUCAUGUUGACCAAACUGAGAGAGAUGGGUCGGGAAAAGUGUCAUCAGUACUGGCCCGCGGAGCGCUCUGCCAGGUACCAAUACUUUGUGGUGGAUCCCAUGGCUGAGUACAACAUGCCCCAGUACAUCCUCCGAGAGUUCAAAGUCACAGAUGCCAGGGAUGGCCAGUCCAGGACAGUAAGGCAGUUCCAGUUUACUGAUUGGCCAGAGCAAGGCGUGCCCAAAUCUGGGGAGGGAUUUAUUGAUUUCAUUGGCCAGGUGCAUAAAACCAAGGAGCAGUUUGGACAGGACGGACCAAUCUCUGUCCACUGCAGUGCUGGAGUGGGCAGGACCGGAGUCUUCAUCACCCUCAGCAUCGUCCUGGAGAGAAUGCGCUAUGAGGGCGUGGUUGAUAUCUUCCAGACAGUAAAGAUGCUCCGGACACAGAGGCCAGCCAUGGUCCAGACUGAGGAUGAGUACCAAUUCUGCUAUCAUGCAGCUCUGGAGUACUUAGGAAGCUUUGAUCACUAUGCAACGUAAAAAGCCAUCUCUUCCCCCCAGAAUCCUGUCACCCCCCUCAACAGUCCCCUGAGCCAUAGAAACUUGUGAAAUUUGAAACGACGACAGCAGACAAAACCACCGGUAAUUCAGACACACCAAAUGGGAUCCUAUUGUAGAUUUUUAGAAGACGACACCCACCCAACCAGUUCAGAGUAAUUCCAAUUCAACUUAGAGACCCUUUCACACGGAAGUGAGGAAUAUUGCCCAUCAUCUUGAAAAGGAAGCCCUCAUCAGGAGAGGAACCAGAAGCUGUGGCUCAAGCUGUGGGGCGGGUAUCGAUCAAAGUGUCAGACUGCUUACCUUACCUCAAGUGUUUCAAUGUGGAGGACAUUGUAAACAUUCGUGGACAUUUCUCUUCUCAAAAAUAUCUUCGUGAUACAACGGUAACAAGAACCAGAUAAUGAAGGAGAAGGCAACAGCGAAAAUCAAUAAGAGGCAGAUGGAUGUAGCCAAGACGGGAUGACUUUCUCUUGUUCUUUUGAUAUGCCUGGGUGUAAAGGGGGUUUAAGUAUUUUACCAACAUGUUUUGUGAGUGAUAUCCAGAGAAAUGACCAAAUGGUGGUUGCCUGUGUGAACACAAACGGUUUUCCCCAAACUCUUGUCACCCAAACAAGACGAGACAAUAGAUCAAAAUAGGAGAAAAAAAAACCUGGUUGUAAAUAAACCAUGGGUUUUUAAACUGUUCUGUGAGUAAUAUUCGUCAAUCAAUCAAUCAAUCAAUCUUUAUUUGUAUAGCGUCAAAUCACAACAAAGUAAUCUCAAGGCACUUUACACAUAGAGCAGGUUCUAAACCGUACUCUUCAUAAUUUGCCAGGUAAAACACUUAUCUAUUACAGUAAAUUACUCAUCACUCAACUGCCUGUUCUCAAAGGCUCAGACAAGGGACCACAGUCAGUAGAUAUCAGGAAGAAAUCAACAAUUCAUUUCUUCAGAUCAGCUACAUGUAGAUUCAUGAAUUGGAAACUAGUGCAAAAUUCAAAUAUUCAGAUCCAGCUGACUGCAGUGUAUUUUUAAUAAGUGCCCCAGGAGGCACUUGUCUCAGUCACCAGAGAAAUCGGGGAAAGCCCUUGCCUGUUGGAAGAAGCUGCGGUUGGGUCAUCUUGCGGAUGGUCAAGAUGGGAGAAAUGGCAACCAUGUCCUAUGAUUUUAACAAUCACUCUUUGGAACCAUUGCAUCAUGGGGCAGUGAUAGCAUCCACCAUUUUUAACAAGAGAUAAAUCUGGUGGGCGAAAAGCUUUGGAACAAACGGAACAACCAAACAAGGAUUGCUGCCAAGUGCAGUUUUCUUUGUGUACAGUGACCAACACUCAUCAUCAUUGUUUAGAACUUUUUUGUCUUAUGAGGAAUAAUCUUUUUCUUUUUUUUGUUUUCUUUUCUGUCAAAACCAAACAUGCUGCUUAUCUCAUGUAUGCUGUACAUGUGACUCUUGAGUGAGAGAAAACUGACUAACAAAAGAUGCCAGCUCUGCUAACUGCUCACGCCCAGGCGGGCAUGAUUGAAAGCGCAUCCACAUGACAUCAUCAUCCACAGGUCUUUUACACCACUCUUUUUUUUUGCCCAGCCUCCUCUAUUAUCAUCUAUUUCAUAAUAUAAAACACUCUGGAGUGGCAAAGGCCUGUUGCAAUUACAAAACUGUAUGUUCACGUGAUUGAAAAAUUGGCUUUCAGGUCCACUGUAUGUGUGUUUGGUACCAGGUGGAUAAACAAAGUAUAUGCUUUGGUUUUUGUCCUCUUUAUGUCUAGAUGAUGUCUGGGUGGGUGACAAAACCAGACCAGGCAGCCAUGUUCGAUCUCAAUGCCAUGAUGUGAUACGGAAAUUCUUUGGUACAAGUUACUUGCACAGCCCUAAGAAAAGAGGAGAAAAAAAAGACUUGAAAUAAAAAACCCAAAACAACUGCAGGUUGGAUUUGACGCACUAAUGUAUAUGUGUCUGAUAAAAAUCAAGCUUUUGAAAUUACCAGGUUUUCAUUUUGAGAUCAGCGCUUUGGUAUACAUGGGUGUAUUGAUUCUGUGAAGCGAUGGACAGAACUGUGUGUAAUCUUUUCUUAUUUCCAAAAAAGCCUUAUUGUUAUUGUAACAUUAUGGAAACAUUAAUGUUGUAUUAUGACGACUUAUUUUACAUCACAUAGUACUUUUUAUUUUCAUUUUGGUUUGUUUUUUUAACAGAGAUGUAUCACAUUUUUUUUAAAUUAGCAGGAAAAGAGAAAUGCUUAUUUGUUCAUAUUACGCUAAAAGACAUUCUAUUUUUUCACUGUAGAAAUGUUAAGUAUAACAUGUCUGUGUAUGUGUGCAUAUAUGUAUGUAUGUUAUAUAUAUACAUGUAUAUACUGCACACUCACACAUUCAUAUAUAUUUAAAUGCAGAAUAUAAAGAUAUAUCCAAACUUAGUAUGAAUAACAUUUUUCUCCUCAUCAUUUUUUUUUCAUACCAGUCGGUGCUCAUGUUUGAAGAUGUGAUGGGUUUCUAUUAUUUUCUUUUUGUUUGUGUUUAUUUUUGUAAUCUUAGAGACCUUGUGUGUUUCUUGAGAAAAGCUGAGGUGAUGGCAGUGCUACAGUACGCCUGAAAUCUCUUGCAUCCUCUCACCAAUGUUUAACUUCUACCCCUGGGUAGAUCCUGUGCCGACAAGGAGAUGCCAUUUUUAAAUCUUGUUGAGAUUCGUUAUUAUCAUUAACUUAGCAUUAGUUUUUGUUUUGAUUUUUUUUUUGCAGGAACAGCAACUAUUGAUAAACUGGUCUAUAAAAUAUCUAAACAAUCGAACAUUUCAUAUUUUACUCUUUUUUUUGUUAUCUAUAUCAGCCCAACUUGACGUACUGUACCUUGUACGAUCAUGUACAGACUAUGACCCUCACAGUUUAUUUUAGAAAUCCUUGAAGUUCUUUCUCUUUUUUUAACUUUCAUUAUUUUCCAACAUUAUGUGGUCAUUCAUUUUGUUAGAUAUCCACUAUGAUCUACCUGUAAAUAAGCAAAUAUAUAGAUUAUAUGUAUUUGUAUCAUUUGACCCUCGAGAUCUCAUACUUUGAGUGAGGACAGAACUACAAAGAUCAAGAUUCUGCUCAUAUCCAACUUCCUGGUGUUGUAAAGCCUGUUUUCUCUCCUUCUGAAGUGUUCUUUCUUCAGCCCUGCUCCCUGGCCUUUAAUUACUACUCACUUUUGUCUGCCUUUAAUUUCCCUUGCUAGCAGUUAAACUGGAAAACAUGCCAGCUUCAGUUCUCACACCUACAGCCUCAAUGACGGUACGAAAUCAGCAUCAGUGAUCUGCUGGUGCUGCUGCUGGUGUAGCUAAGGCUGAGACUUUAGUCAACUAUGCUAACUAACCGUUUGAGUUAGUAAUCAACCAUCAAUUCAAGGUCCUGUUACCUUGUUAUUUUCAGAAUAGACUAAAGCAUUUCCUGCCCUGGCAUUAACACAGGUCCACUAAAGAUAAAAUGGACUUCAGAUAAGAGUAACUACAUUGGUUUAAAAAUGAAUUAUAUUUAUAUAAUUAGACCUCCAAAGUCAUGUAUUCCCAUUACAAAGGUAUCAAUUUUUAAUGUCUUCACUACUGAGAGAAACUAUGACACCCACAGAUGUUCUUCAUUCCUUCAUAGUUCCCCAGAAACCGCCAGGAGGUCCCCAGCUGUCCAACUGCCUAAUAUGUCAGUGUUAACCAUAAGUAUAUUGUGGUUGAUUGACAAAUACAGCCAUGCUAAAGGCCAUAGUUUAGUUGCAACAUGACUUUUUUUUCUCCCUAAUGCAUUUUAAGCAUUGUAUAGAAACAUAUUGUGUUUUUGUUCCAACAUUGUUUUGUUAUCGGAUGCAGAAAGAAAUCAGGACUCAAUGAAACAGAGCGGAACGAUGCAAACAAGGGAAGACCAAGACAACCAAAAACUUGCUGCAAAUUCACAUUUCCAGCACGUCAUUUCUUAAGAGCGGGAACCUUGAGAUGUUUUACAAUGAACUAAAAUCCUGGAAUGAGGUCUUUUGGAACUCAAAAAAAAAAGACUGGCAAAAGGGCCCAUGCCAAAACUGAAACCGUGGAAGUCUUUGGAAGCUUGUGCAAUGUGUUACUCUUUUGACUUCAUGUAAAGAUGCUAGACUUUUGAAAACAACCGCCAAAAUUAAUGGAAUAUGUCACAGAAUAUUUGGGGGUGCGGAGGCGGGGGCUAACAAAAAAAAAAAAACAGAACACUAACAAAAAAUUACAUCAAAGGAAUAGAACAUAUACAGAACAUACCAACAAAUGAAAAAGAACCCAAACUCAGCAAAAUAGUUUUUCCUUUGUAUGAGGGCCAAGUGCUAUCACUUUCAAACUGUUACUUCUAACUGAAACAAUAAUUGGUUUAAAGCCACUGUGUAUGUAGAUAUGUUGACUUUGUAUUAAAGAAAUGUUGUCUGAAAA
Scomber scombrus (Atlantic mackerel) is the source of this 10782-nucleotide messenger RNA. RefSeq names its product protein tyrosine phosphatase receptor type Sa (gene ptprsa). Gene Ontology annotation, molecular function: protein tyrosine phosphatase activity; protein binding. The record is from RefSeq and is a predicted model, not a curated record. The coding region runs from base 580 to 6384 and encodes 1934 amino acids. NCBI's taxonomy places the organism in Eukaryota, Metazoa, Chordata, Actinopteri, Scombriformes, Scombridae. The transcript is spliced from 35 exons. Gene Ontology annotation, biological process: protein dephosphorylation.